This is a messenger RNA of Cyprinodon tularosa, 1477 nucleotides long. RefSeq lists its product as uncharacterized. The transcript has 4 exons. The coding region runs from base 1 to 540 and encodes 179 amino acids. Lineage: Eukaryota; Metazoa; Chordata; Actinopteri; Cyprinodontiformes; Cyprinodontidae. The record is from RefSeq and is a predicted model, not a curated record.
AUGGCAUACCCUGGCAUAUGUCAGGACGUACUCGCCAUAUUUGGAUCAACUUUCUACCUUCUAUGGCAGCUUCCACAUCCAGCCGACUGUCCUGGACAGGAGCCAGAGGGAGAAGAGGACCAAGAAAAAGCUUUGACCCCUGAGGAGAAACGGGUCCUGGAAAGGAAGAUGAAGAAAAUCCUGAAAAAGGAAGAGAAGAAGAGGCUGAAAGCAGAAGGACAGACCAAGCCGAAAACUCCAGAACCUAGUCAGAGUGCAUGGAAGCAUUCCUUGGAGUACCUCGACUGUUGGUUAAAGAAACGUUCAGCGUGGAAGUUCCAGAAGAACAGGCAGACGUGGUUACUGCAAAACAUGUACGACUCUGAAAAGAUCCCAGACGAUGUGUUUUCAGUUCUGCUUCAGUACCUGGAGGGGCUGUGUGGAACAGCGAAGGAUAUAACGGUCCAGAAGGCCUUAAAGCUGGUGGAAGAAUCUGGAGAUGCACCAAACGAUGCAGUUGUCCAGCAGAGAGCCAGAGAAGUGAUCCAGCUUUUAUCCUGACCCUUGGGAACCACUGGAAUGGAUGAGAUAACACAGGAAGACACUGAAAGAAGGGCCGGGUCUCCUGCCUGGAACUGCUGCUCUCUGGAAAUAAUUCAUUUAAAGGCUCACGUGUCUGUCUGUGCUACUACAGUCUAUAAAGACCAAUAUUUUCCUAAAUGUUUUUACCUUCAUAUAAUUCUUUGAUCAUUUUCUGAAAACAAUAAUAUAGUUUUCCGGUGUUGAAUGUCUUCAAUAAGAUGGAGAUGAAAUCUUCGGAGGGGGGUGGAACGCUAAGAAACUAGUGGAGGUAAAAGUAGUCAGGAAUGCUUAUGGUUGAGACAUGUUGAUGCAAGUCAGACGUGUAUUCAGUCCAGUCCAGCUGAUGACUCUUCCUGACACGGGAGAAAAUAUUCUGUGAAACCAACUCAGACCCUCAGCCUACAUGAUGUUCACACAGCCUCAUUAUGUAGAGUUUCAUCUGUUCAAUGAUGCAGAUCCACAUUUUAGAUCAAAUGUUUACACAAACUUAUCGACAGGCUGGAACGCUUUAUUUUAAAUAAUUUAUUAGAGAUGCUUUAGCUUUUCUUUGUCUUUUUAAAAAAGAUCUGGUGUUACUUUUUUGGGGAAAUUUAAAUUUUCUCCAAUCCGUAAAAGUUCAGCAAUAUACAUUUAGGCUCUCAGUCCAUGUAGAUGUUUCUCUCAGCUGCAGACAGUUACUCUGGAGCUAAGUGUUCUUAUUUUCUGAAGGUGAUAGAAAAAUUUGACUAAAAUGUUGGAAAUGCUGCAUAAAAGUGAGUUUGUACUACGGCCUGAAUGACACCAGGGUUUUCCUGAGAGCUGAAACCAAAAUGCAUCUUUUCUCUAACACACGUGGAUCUUGAAGAUUUGGCUAAAAAUGGUCAGGAGAUUUGUGCUUCCUUUUGCUCACUGCAUGGUUUAGAUCAGUCCUCCAAAU